Messenger RNA from Drosophila navojoa, 488 nucleotides. RefSeq names its product motor axon guidance molcule sidestep (gene side). Gene Ontology annotation, molecular function: protein binding. Lineage: Eukaryota; Metazoa; Arthropoda; Insecta; Diptera; Drosophilidae. The record is from RefSeq and is a predicted model, not a curated record.
GGCGACCGCCGCCGAAGGUCACCUGGUGGCGCGAUGGCAACGAGCUGAUCGGCACCAGCCACACGUCCGUGGAGGAGGGCGCCACGGUUAUGGUCAACCAGCUGCUGAUUGGCACCACGACGCGCGACUACUAUGGGGCGCGCAUUGAGUGCCGUGCGCAGGGCACACGCCUGCUGCAGCCCGUCACCAAGGACGUCACCGUGCAGGUGCACCUGAAGCCAAUUCGCGUCAAGAUCAUCACGCCCAACGACCUGCUCACGGCGGGCCAUCCCAUUGCCAUACGCUGCGAGUCCUGGGGCUCCUAUCCGGCGGCCAAGAUUGUCUGGCUGCUGGACGGCGAGCCCAUACGCAAUGCCGAGGUGACUCUCAACAACGACAAAGAGGUAAGUGCAGCUGGCUCUGAGUUGCCUCAACGAAAUGAAACAAAAACAGGUAUUUGCAGAACUUUUACGACAAUUUUUUUUUUGCUGUUCAUGUUUGACAUUUGA